Molecule: messenger RNA, 1533 nt
Organism: Didymodactylos carnosus
Lineage: Eukaryota; Metazoa; Rotifera; Eurotatoria; Philodinida; Philodinidae
Source: the annotation of a GenBank genome assembly
UUCUAGAAAACCAGGUCUCCGAAGGCCUAGCAGCAAAAACCAUUGUCAUAUUCGGAAUCAGCAUAGUCGAUAACCUAUUCUCCACUAGAUUUCAACAAAAAAGCGAGCGGACACUUGGGGCAGUUCCUUCGUUAGUUUUAUUUAAAAUCUUAUUUAACCGAUACUUCUAAAAUUUUAGAAUCUAGAAUCUGUUAUAUUUAUAUCGUAAUUACAUUAACGAGAACGAUUUUACAGAUAUCGAGAGAUCUGUACCUCCUAGAGUCUGUCGAAUAAUUGAAAACUUCAAUAGUGAAAUUUGUUAAUUGAUUUUAGAUGUUUAGUUUGAUGAACAAAUGCUGUGAUAUGCUCAAUAAACGUCUCUUAGAGUAUGCUGAUAAACAUGAAAUGUUUGAAACUAAAGAGUAGGAUCAGAUCUUUCUUUUCUACUUUGACAUUGAUUUGACUAUUUUCAUAGAUUAAUGAGUGCAUUUACAAUAGACAAUAUUGCUUCGUGUCUGUUUGGCGUUGAAAUAAAUUCACUUAACAAGGAAAACUCGGUGUUAGUCAAACAUUUGAAGACAUUUUUCGACGUAUCAUUUGCAAACCUUUUCGUAAUCGCUUUUUGUACGUCCUAGUCCUCAUAAUUUUUCACAUCUACUCAGUGAUCAUGUUUUUUGUUUAGUUUUUGCACCUCGUCUCGCAUCAUAUCUGGGCAGAAAAGGCUUUACGAUCACUCCAAAAGCAUCGAAUGAUUAUAUUAUCAACCUUAUACAUCAGAUUCUCGAUCAGAGACGACAACAUAUUGAAAGACGCAAUGAUUUUAUUCAAAUAAUGGUUGAUCACGAAGAAAACAUAGAGAAAGAAGUACAGGAGAAAUCAGAAAAUGAUAAGACAUCCACAUAUCAAUGGAAUAAUUUGAAAAAAACUUUGACUGAUAAAGAAAUCGUUGGACAAGCAAUAGUGUUUUUUGUAGCUGGCUAUGAAACAACAUCGGUAUUAUUAUCAUUUUUCAUGUAUGUGAUGGCUAUUCAUCCAGAAAUACAGGAAAAAGUUCAUGAUGAAAUACGAACAGUUAUCGGCGAUGAUGAGGUGACGCAUGAACGAGUGAACGAGUUGCCUUAUUUAGAUAUGGUAUUAAAUGAGACAAUGAGAAUAUAUCCACCAGUAAUGAGAUUUGAUCGUGUAGCAUCGUCUGCGUACCAACUCAAUGACUAUCAAUUGCCAGCUGGGCAAAUAAUUGGCGUACCGAUUUAUCCUAUACAUCACGAUCCUAAGACGUGGCCCAAUCCUGAGCAGUUUAUACCAGAAAGAUUUUCUGCAGAUGAGAAAGCAAAGCGGCAUCCAAUGAGUUUCUUGCCAUUUGGAGACGGACCACGAAGCUGCAUUGGAAUGAGAUUCGCGCUUCAAGAAGCAAAAGUAGCCAUUGUCAGAGCACUACGGGUAGUUGAAAUUGAACGAUGUGAAAAAACAGAGAUACCAUUGCAAUUGAGUAAACUUAGCAUAAUGUCGGCUAAAAACGGUAUUUGGUUGCGUGUAUCACGACGCUCACAGUGA